AUGUCCAAAAUCGCAUCUACCUUCUCGCGCCUGGUGCGCUUUGUCCCCAAGUCGAACCCCACCAAGGUUCUAAUCGGAGAACCCGUCGAUCCCAAGUUAGAUGUCGGAUUGGCUCUCUACCAGGGCAAGGAGGUUGCGGUGCACCCCUUCUCCGGCACUUCAGUACUGAGCCCUGGCCAAGUGACUGAGACGACGGAGACCAUCGGGCGCAUUCUGUCCCCAUUGGCGCAAAGCGAGGUUGGAACUAUUCGCUGCAUUGGAUUAAACUAUGCCUCCCACGCUAAGGAGAUGGCUCUCCCGAUCCCCGAAGUCCCGACACUGUUCAUGAAGCCGGCCAGCUCUCUGGCGGAUCCUUGGCCUGCACCAACAGUUCUGCCUAAGAUUACGCAGCAAGAUAACACCGGAGACUACGAGUCCGAGAUGGUUAUUGUCAUUGGCCGUGAUGCUAAGGAUGUGUCUGAGUCCGAGGCCCUAGACUACGUUCUUGGCUAUACAGCUGCGAACGAUGUUUCCAGCCGUACUUCCCAGAUGAAUCAGAGCCAGUGGUCUUUUUCAAAGGGCUUUGAUGGCGCAUGCCCAAUUGGCCCCGUCCUCGUUUCCGCUACUCUCAUCCCCGAUGCUAGCAAGCUCCAGAUUCGUGGUCUUAAGAAUGGCAGUGUUAUGCAGAACUGCCCAUUGACUGACCUGAUAUUCAGCGUCCCCCAGCUGAUCAGCUUCCUCUCCCAAGGCACCACCCUGCCUGCCGGUACAAUUAUCUUAACUGGCACCCCGCCCGGCGUCGGCGCAGCUAAGGUCCCGAAGCAAUUUAUUAAGGCUGGCGACGAGUUCUCCGUUGAGCUGCUGCCCCAUGUUGGCACACUCAUCAACAAGAUCGAGCACCAGUAA
This is a messenger RNA of Penicillium samsonianum, 885 nucleotides long. RefSeq names its product fumarylacetoacetate hydrolase family protein. The record is from RefSeq and is a predicted model, not a curated record. NCBI's taxonomy places the organism in Eukaryota, Fungi, Ascomycota, Eurotiomycetes, Eurotiales, Aspergillaceae. The coding region runs from base 1 to 885 and encodes 294 amino acids. The transcript has 5 exons. Gene Ontology annotation, molecular function: acetylpyruvate hydrolase activity.